Plasmodium gallinaceum is the source of this 384-nucleotide messenger RNA. It is a transcript of the gene TLP2, whose product is annotated as thioredoxin-like protein 2, putative. Lineage: Eukaryota; Apicomplexa; Aconoidasida; Haemosporida; Plasmodiidae. Bases 1 to 384 code for a protein of 127 amino acids. The transcript is spliced from 5 exons. The record is from RefSeq and is a predicted model, not a curated record.
AUGUAUUCUUUGAAAUUUUAUAACAAAAUAAGACAUUAUAGUUUAGGGAGAUUAUCAAGAAGAAAUCUAUACACAGAAUUAAAUAAUAUGGAUGAUUAUUUAAAAAAAGUAAAUGGGGAGAAACUAGUCGUAGCUCAAUUUGGAGCAUCAUGGUGUGCACCUUGUAAAAAAAUGAAGCCAUUAAUUAAACAGUUAGGAGAAGAUAAUGAAAACAUUGAAACUUUAUACAUAGACAUUGAUGAAUUUCCUGAACUAGGAGAAAAUGAAGAUAUAAAUGAGUUACCAACUUUUUUAUUGAGGAAAAAUGGAAAAUAUUUAGAUAAGAUUAUAGGAACGAAUGAAAAGGAAUUAAUUAAAUCAAUUGAAAAACAUCAAAAAGAUUAA